Tupaia belangeri chinensis (Chinese tree shrew) is the source of this 1914-nucleotide messenger RNA. RefSeq names its product dual specificity phosphatase 5 (gene DUSP5). Gene Ontology annotation, cellular component: cytoplasm; nucleus. Gene Ontology annotation, molecular function: MAP kinase tyrosine/serine/threonine phosphatase activity. Gene Ontology annotation, biological process: protein dephosphorylation; endoderm formation; negative regulation of MAPK cascade. NCBI's taxonomy places the organism in Eukaryota, Metazoa, Chordata, Mammalia, Scandentia, Tupaiidae. The record is from RefSeq and is a predicted model, not a curated record.
GGGGAUAUGAGACCUUCUACUCGGAGUAUCCGGAGUGUUGUGUGGAUGUAAAACCCGUUUCACAAGACAAGAUUGAAAGCGAGAGAGCCCUCAUCAGCCAGUGUGGGAAACCAGUGCUAAACAUCAGCUACCGGCCAGCUUACGACCAGGGUGGCCCAGUUGAAAUCCUUCCCUUCCUCUACCUUGGAAGUGCCUACCACGCGUCCAAGUGCGAGUUCCUCGCCAACCUGCAUGUCACAGCUCUGCUGAAUGUCUCCCGGCGGACCUCCGAGGCCUGCACGGCCCACCUACACUACAAAUGGAUCCCCGUGGAAGACAGCCACACGGCUGACAUCAGCUCCCACUUUCAAGAAGCAAUAGACUUCAUCGACUGUGUCAGGGAAAAGGGAGGCAAGGUCUUGGUCCACUGUGAGGCUGGGGUCUCCCGUUCACCCACCAUCUGCAUGGCUUACCUCAUGAAGACCAAGCAGUUCCGCCUGAAGGAGGCCUUCGAUUACAUCAAGCAGAGGAGGAGUGUGAUCUCGCCCAACUUUGGCUUCAUGGACCAGCUCCUGCAGUACGAAUCUGAGAUCCUGCCUUCCACACCCAACCCACAGCCACCCUCCUGCCAGGGGGAGGCAGCAGGCUCUUCAUUUAUGGACCAUUUGCAGACACUGAGCCCUGACGUGCAGGCUGCCUACUGCACAUUCCCUACCUCGGUGCUGGCGCCAGUGCCCACCCACUCGACGGUCUCCGAGCUCCGCAGGAGCCCUGUGGCCACAGCCACGGCCUGCCGAAACUGGGACAGGGAAACCAGCCCAGCCCCAAGAGCAACUGUGAUUUUUGCUUUUUAAACUCGUGGACAUUUCAUACCUGUGCAAUACUGAAGACCUCACUCUGUCACGCUGCCCCAGUGAGAUAACGAGUGGUCAGCAGGCUUGCAAACAAGACUUCAGACUGACCUCGGGGAUCGGUUCUCGGGACCGAAGGAAGGCCAAGCCAUUAUGCGAGCACAGCGUGUGCUGACUACUGUACUUCCAGACCCUCCCGCCCUCUCAGGACGGCCCAGUCCUUGCACCUCAAAGUUCGCCUUUUCAUUUCAAGCGUAAGGCAAUAAAUAAAUAAACAAACACCUGCAGCAACGUGGGAGAAAGAAGUUGCUGGACCAGGAAAAAGGCCGUUUCGAAGCCAAUUCAUUUUGAAGGAAGCACAAUUUCCACCUUAAUUUUUGAACUUUGGCAGUCUCAGUGUCUGUCUCUGUUGCUUCAGGGCAUAAGCUGAUCACCAUGUCGUCGGGAAAGAAACCCUGCUGGGUUUAUAGAGAUGCGAGGUCUAUGCUGGUUUGAACCCUGGACUGUUUUCGAGAUUCCCUCUUGGGUCCAAAGAAGGCAAUCGAUGGAAGUGACGAGACAUUGACUCUUCUGGGUUUCUUUUCACUGUGGGUUCUUCCCUGACCUUGGACUUUGGCAUGAUUCAUAUUCAUACUUGAACCUGUCUCGUGGCGCCUCUCCUCUAAACAACUCUUGUGUCAUUUGAAAAGAGCUUUUCAGAUCAUAGACCAGAAGGCACCCCUUUUGCAGGGGUGGUCGUGGGUGUCAGGAGAAAGAGGGCGCCUACUGUGCGUUCCGGGUUGGUGGUGUUAAAAACCAUUGUUUCCUCAGCUUGCUGUCCUUCUGUGUGCUGGUGUCCGAUCUCCGUGACCCUUGUUUUCCUUCCCGCCCCUGGGGGUUGUCUUCAAGCUAUUGACUUCUAGGGUUUGCAGAUUUUGCAAUGUGGUACUACUUUUUGGUUUGUAGGUUAUUUCUCCAGGGGAAAAGGCAAUAAUUUUCCUAAAACCCAUGUGAAUGUGAAGAAAAGCAGUAUGUGACUGGUCGUCGUCGUCAUUGUUGUUGUUUUUUAUAGUGCAAAAUAAAAAUAGUAAAAGGGAAAAAAAAA